GACACUGAAACACCAUAACAUCUGACUGUGUUACAGUCUUAGUGUUCCGGACUAAGGACCAGGACAGUUGUUAGCUAACAGGUUUAUAUGUUAUGCUGGUGUAACAUUAAAUGAACGGUGGUAUCUUUUGAUGGCUCAGUUCACAGAGUGACUGUCAGAAGUUCCCCUGUAUAUAGCAGCAGAUGCUCUCCAUGCAGUGUGAUUCAUCAUCCUGAGGCUGACUGAUCCUGUCUGCAGCUUCACUGACUGACAGCAGAGCAGGAUGUCAGACAGCAGGAACCAGUCCUGUCUGAUGGCAGCAGAAGACACUGUCUCUUUCCUGGUGUGUGUGUUUCAUGCUUGGGAGGAAUGGGCAGGCCUUGGUCAGGUGGAGGACUACUUGAGUGUUUUGGAGUACCUGCUGUGGGUCUUCACACCUCUGGCCAUCGUCUUCAUCGUGCCCUUCCUCAUUGUCAUCCUCCUUUACCUGUCUAUACUCUUCCUUCAUGUCUAUAAGAGGAAAAAUCAGCUGAGGGAAGCUUACUGCAACAACCUGUGGGAUGGAGCCAGGAAGACCCUGGCCACUUUGUGGGAUGGACAUGGAGCCAUAUGGCACGGCUAUGAGAUCCACGGGAUGGAGAAGAUCCCUGACAAAGGACCAGCGCUGAUAGUGUAUUAUCAUGGAGCUAUUCCUAUCGACUACUACUACUUCCUGGCCAGUGUUAUCAUCCAGAAGGGACGGACCUGCCACUCUGUAGCUGACCACUUCCUCUUCAAGAUCCCAGGUUUCAAGUUACUUUUGGAAGUAUUCAGUGUGAUCCAUGGUCCUCAGGAAGAGUGUGUGCGAGCUCUGAGGAACGGUCACCUGUUGGGGAUUUCUCCAGGAGGAGUGCGGGAGGCACUGUUCAGUGAUGAGACCUACCCUCUUCUGUGGGGCAAACGCAAAGGCUUCGCCCAGGUCGCCAUUGACUCUCAAGUGCCAGUUAUUCCAAUGUUUACUCAGAAUGUGCGGGAAGGCUUCAGAUCUCUGGGAACACUCAGAUUUUUCCGCUGGGUGUAUGAGAGGUUUCGUCUCCCUGCAGCCCCCGUUUAUGGUGGAUUUCCUGUGAAGUUUCGGACAUUCCUUGGUGAUCCCAUCCCAUAUGACCCCAAUAUAACUGCUGCAGAGCUGGCAGAGAAAGUGCAGCAGGCAGUCCAGUCUCUGAUAGACCAGCACCAGCAGAUCCCAGGGAACAUCCUGAGAGCCUUGUUGGAGAGAUUCCACACUAAACACAAAGGCCAUUAACAUCACCAUUACAACAACACAGACAAACUGUCCAGUGUGUGACCAGAAUGAUGUGCCACAUUGGCUCAGAUGGCUGCAGUGUGCACAGGUUUGAUCGCCUAACAUGUUGGAGUAUUUGCACGGCUUUCUUCACUGCCCCCAGACACUGACAGACACUGACUGCAGCUGAGGUUCCUUUUGCAUACCGGUUGUUUGUAUUGCACGUUUCUAAUGUGUAUUUUUGCAUACACUGACUUGUGUUUUCAUCGGAUUAUUUCCAGGAUGAAUCUGUUGAAGUGAUAUUGGACAACAAUCGUACCUCAAAAACGAUGAACAAAAAUAUAAUUCUUUCUUCAGUACACAUUACAUUUGUUAUGACACUAGAUGUAAUUGGUCAUAGCUGUUCUCAGUUAAAAAAUUUGGGCCAGCUAGGAGAUUGGUAAUGUUGGUUAAUCAAUAAAUUUGUGGGUUUAUUGUUUAUGCCUAUGUUUCACUUGACAGGGAGCAAACAAUGGAACUCACACUAAUUCCUGGGAUCAGACCAAAGGGUUAGUCUCAACAGGCAGACCAGACUGAGCUGAACCUGCUGAUUAAGGUUGGCCUACUAUAAAUGGCUUUUUGGUUGACCUCUUUAAAGAUGGAUUUUCAUAUAUGAACCACUAUCAUAGAUGCACUUAGAACAUACAGUACACUGACCUCAGGUUACAGGAGUAUGAUCAUUGGAUGUAGAUGUGUGUGCAUUUCCAUCCCUACAACAGAAAACAGCAUUCUUUAUACACAGUGUUUGUUAUAUUGGCUAUACAUAAAUUCCAGUGGUUUUUGCUGUCCUUUAAGUAAUGUAUAUGAUUAUGGUAACACUUUUUUUUGGGUCUCUUACUUGUCUUCUAAUUUCCUAAAAACUGUCACAAUAAUUUCUUUAAAAAGAUCUGGUAUGUCCUUGUUAACACUGGAGAAGGUCUUAGAAAGGGGAUUAUAAGGAAAAGGGUGGGGACUGAUAGGGAGACUGAUCUCAGGUAGGUGUGGUGUCCAAAUAGUUUUGGGGAUAAUUUACAGGUUUUUCCAGUAUGUUUUAUACAGUUUUAUUUUAUAUUAUAUUUUAUGUACAUGGACACAGAGGUUAGACAAAAUAACAAGGAACACCUGACAAUUAAAUUCAAUCCAAAAGAAAAAAAUUGGUGUAAUGCUUAUGGUCAUGUGUGAACCUGUAGUCCAUGCUGUUGUCAUUUGUGAAUUUUAUAGUAUAUUGUAAGGUGUUCCUAUUAAUGUGUCCAUUUUUGCACAAAUUAUCUGUUGAUAUUUCCAAUCUAAUUGACCUUCAAAAUGAACCUAAUAACAAACACAUGGUAGCUAACUCCUGAUAUGCUUAAUUCUACAAGUAUUAUGGGAAGCCUUUGAAAUAUUUUUUUUUUUCUUUUUUUUCUGGUGGUUUCCACUGUUACCAGAAGGAUUAUUUCUGAAAUAUCCAGGUGUACCUUACAUCUAGACUCUACAGUCUGUGUUCCCCUGGGGUUGUCUAUAUUACAUCAUCUCAUGUUGCUUGCUCCAAAUUUUAAUACCUUUAAUAUUUUGAUUUUGUGUUACUGACUCAUUGCAUCAAUGGCAACCAGCUGGUCCUGGAACUUUAAGGACAUGCUGCUUUUCAUGAUCUUAUAUCAUUGUAAAAUUUGGAAUUGGACUGUUGGUCAGACAGAACACUACACUUGAACUGCAAUGAUAUAUAUUUUACACUUUAUUUUUUUUUACGUUUUAAAGAUUGAAAUCAUUAAUUGAAAGAACACAUCAAUUGAUUAAUCAACAAUGAAAGUAAUCAUUAGUUGUAGCUCUGUUUUUGUUGUGCUGUACCUCUGAAAAUGUCAAAGUGAGCUGAUAAGAGGUUGUGUUAGAGCUCUAAGGUACACUUGAUGAAUUACAAACUGACAAACUAAGAUUAGAAUAAGACUGGCAGAACUGUAUUUAGUAAAGAUGAAGCCUUAUGCACACAGAAAAAUAAAAAUAUGCCAGGAUGCAAGUUCAGUAUGUAUUGGAAAAUAAAGCAAAUAGAUGAAAGACAUUGAUGACUUUACCCAGUAAGCAGAAGCCAGGCUAAAAAGGCUGGUUUUAUUUUUAUGAUUUACAUCAGCACUUUUAGCUCCACUCACAAGAUAGGUAAACUGAUCUUUUUGUGUAGUGUAGUGCCCUUUUCAAACAGCCCUCCCAUUACCUUUAUUAUGCAUCUUUAUAUUUUUUAAAUUGAACUGCAGAUGCUGAUUAGGCAUGUUGUAUUCUGAUAUUCAUGUGUUGAUCAUUUUUACACAAAUCUUCACCACCAGUACACACACACACACACACACACACACACACACGCACACGCACAGACUAUAGAAAUUAUAGUCUAUUUUUUCAUAAGUGAUCACACACACACGUUUGUAACUCUAUCUUUGUGAGAACAUUCAUUAACAUAAUGCAUUCUCUACCCCUAACCUCAAUAACCACAACUAAAUGCAUAAACCCAACCCCAACCUAAAUGUGAUUCUAACCUGAACCCUCAAAGCAAGUCUUAACCCUCAAACAGCCAUUGGAAGUGGUGAUCACUGAACAAAAUGUCCCAAUUUUUCCUUAAACUCUGAUUGGUCUUCACGAAGUAUAGCCAUACACACACACACAUAUAAGCCUACAAAAUAUAGAUGUGAGACUGAAUCCAUAAUUUUUCCUGAAGUGAUAAUUUGGUCUUACCUUAUUCAGCUCAAGGCUCUUUUGCAGUCAUCAUUUGUAUUUGUUAAUAUUUUUUGUUGUGUUGUGUGUGUGUGUGUGUGUGUGUGUGUGUGUGUGUGUGUGUGUGUGUGUGUGUGUGUAUGUAUGUAGUCCAGCAGCAACAAACUACUGCCUUUCACCUUGAUGAAUGACAGCUCAUAAAAUCAACAGUGUCCCUUCACAAAACUCAAGUAUCUUCUCACAGUAAUAUUUAUCAUAUCAGUACAAAUACUGAUCUAUCACUUUAUUAGUGCAUACUAUGCGUGUGUACGUUAAUGAUGAUGUAAUAUGAUCAUUUUUGUUUCAUUCCUGGAUCUUCAGUGCUUUACCAGCAGUGCUCUAAAGUAAACAUUUGUCAUGUACAGUUUUACUUUUGUCUGUCCAAAUUGUGGCUUGGAGUUAAAGUUUAAUAAUCUUUAUGAGUAUGUCUAUAUAUAUUUGCAUGUAUUAGUAAAUAUUGUGAUUCAGCCAAUGGUUUUGCACACAUAGUCUUCAAAGUAUCACUGCCAACUCAGAUUUUUACAUUUUUAAAAAAGCCUUGUGAGACAAAGUGUGUUUCUGGGUGAUGUUUAACUGGAUUCUUUACUUUUGUGAACUGGUUGCCUUUUUCCAUAUUUAUGUUGUUAGUUUUGAGAUGAUCUAAUGUAUUUUUAAAUUAUGUCAAUAAAAUAUAAAUGUUGCACUUUUUAAAUAUUGAGAUCGAGUUCAACCUAAUAAAUCUAUUUUAUUAA
Molecule: messenger RNA, 4704 nt
Organism: Lates calcarifer (barramundi perch)
Lineage: Eukaryota; Metazoa; Chordata; Actinopteri; Centropomidae
Gene: tmem68
Product: transmembrane protein 68
Exons: 9
Coding region: 263-1264 (333 amino acids)
Cellular component (GO): membrane
Molecular function (GO): acyltransferase activity
Source: RefSeq, a predicted model, not a curated record